This is a messenger RNA of Columba livia (rock pigeon), 1627 nucleotides long. It is a transcript of the gene LIPH, whose product is annotated as lipase H. Bases 90 to 1445 code for a protein of 451 amino acids. Gene Ontology annotation, molecular function: glycerophospholipase activity; carboxylic ester hydrolase activity. Gene Ontology annotation, biological process: lipid catabolic process. The transcript has 10 exons. The record is from RefSeq and is a predicted model, not a curated record. NCBI's taxonomy places the organism in Eukaryota, Metazoa, Chordata, Aves, Columbiformes, Columbidae.
AGCAAACUCUUGUCAGAGUGGACACACACCAAAGAAAUUGUGGGAUCCUUGAAAUAUUUUACCUGUACAAAUUCCAUGUGGAAGUCCAUAUGCUGAGGCUGUGUGUCGUGUUCAUCUGCCUUUUGUAUGGGGUGAAAACAGAUCCCGGGGAGACAUGUUCCAUAUUCACAGCUCUCAGCAUCGGCAACGCUUUGAUAGGGACAGACCUGAAAGUCAAGCUGCUGCUCUACACCAGACAGAACCCACACUGCGCUGAAGAGCUCAGUUCAACAGCCUCCAAGUACCUAGAUGUGAGCAAGAAAACCACCUUCAUCAUCCACGGAUACCGGCUCACAGGCUCUCGCCCAGUCUGGAUCCCCGACCUGGUGCAGCUCCUGCUCUCUGCGGAAGACAUGAACGUCAUUGUUGUGGACUGGAACCACGGGGCAACAACUCUCAUCUACAGCAACGCUUCCAGAAACUGCAAAAGAGUUGCCGAGAUUCUCAAGAAACUUAUGGAUGAAAUGUUGAUUGCUGGAGCAUCGCUCGCCUCCUUCCACAUGAUCGGGGUGAGCCUGGGCGCACACAUCUCGGGCUUCGUGGGGCAGCUGUUCGGCGGCACGUUGGGCAGGAUCACGGGCCUCGACCCCGCAGGCCCCUUGUACCGGGGAAAGCCGCCCAGCGAGAGGCUGGACCCCACAGACGCGCAGUUUGUUGAUGUUAUCCACUCGGACACCGAUGGACUGGGUUACACAGAAGCUCUAGGCCACAUUGACUUCUACCCCAACGGCGGGACCGACCAACCUGGCUGCCCACUGACGAUAUUCUCUGGGUUGCAGUAUUUUAAAUGUGACCACCAGAGGUCUGUUUUGCUGUUCAUGUCAUCCCUGAAACAGAGCUGCAAUAUCACCGCGUACCCGUGCGACUCCUACCGAAAUUACAGGAAUGGCAAAUGUACCAGCUGCGCAACUUUCUGGCCGAUGCCGUGCCCUAUCCUAGGUUAUUACGCCCAUAAGUGGAAAAGCUAUUUAACGCAACAGAGCCAUCCAGUGACAAGUAUGUUUUUUGAUACAGCCGACAAAGAGCCGUUUUGCAUUUAUCACUACUUUGUGGAUAUUAUUACGUGGAACAAAGAUACCAGAAGAGGCACCUUCAGUGUCGUACUAAUUGAUGAAUCUGGGAAUAAGGCAAAAUCGAAAGUUAACCCAGAAGCCGCAGCCUUUCAGCAGUACAACCAAAUCACUUUGCUAAUUGGAUUCGACCAGGACUUUGAAAAUGUAGAAAGAAUUUCCUUGACAUUUUCCACGGGAUCUGUCAUUGGCCCCAAAUUCAAACUCCGGAUUCUCCAAAUGAGGUUCCGGUCACUUACAAACCCAGAGAGACCACAGCUGUGCAGGUACGACUUCGUCCUGACGGAGAACACCAAAAAGACCUUCAAGCCCAUCCCGUGCUGGCGCAGGAGCUGAGCCCGGAGUGUUAUUUCUGAAUGUUAUGUCAGGCCUUGGAAUAUGUUUCCACAGCCCGUGGGGACUCACCUCAAAGUUCCUUCGCGGAGACCGAGCGGCGGGACCCUCUUGUGGAGGCUGAGAUUUGUAAAUGGGGCUGUGGAAGGCCAAAAUAAGAACUGCGGGGUGUGGAAGUGACAAAA